This is a messenger RNA of Dibothriocephalus latus, 327 nucleotides long. Lineage: Eukaryota; Metazoa; Platyhelminthes; Cestoda; Diphyllobothriidea; Diphyllobothriidae. The record is from the annotation of a GenBank genome assembly.
AUGGAAGGUCUAUUGUACAAGUGGACUAAUUACAUAAAUGGCUGGCAGCUACGUUAUUUCUCUCUGCGAGAUGGAGUUCUUUCCUACUACAACUCAGAGGUGGAAGUUGGUCUGGGAUGUAAGGGUGCAGUGAAGGUAGCCGUCUGUGAAGUGAUAGUUAGCCCCUCAGAUAAUUGUCGAUUGGAUAUCCUCGAUCCUGGAACACAACGCUUCUAUCUGAGGGCUCGUACCCCACUGGAGCGUCAGAAGUGGAUAAUUGCCCUUGGCAGCUGCAAAGCCUUUUUGUCUUCGCCGGACAAUUUCCUCACUCCGGAGAUACGUAAGUGA